Molecule: messenger RNA, 735 nt
Organism: Fusarium keratoplasticum
Lineage: Eukaryota; Fungi; Ascomycota; Sordariomycetes; Hypocreales; Nectriaceae
Exons: 2
Coding region: 1-735 (244 amino acids)
Source: RefSeq, a predicted model, not a curated record
AUGGCGUCGUCAUUAACUCGAACGGUGCAGCGCACCAUCACCAUCACCAAUACCUCGGGAAGCACCCAAUCCUACGCCCUCUUCGCGGCCGCCCCAACCGUCACUCCCGCCGUCUCUUCCAUCAGCAACAACAUCAUCCUAGUUCUGCGCGGCGUAGCUAGCUCCUCGGGCCAAGCUUACUUCACCCUCCCCAAGGAGCCGCUCUACGCCGUCUGUGGCAUCAUCUACGGCGGUGAAUCGACUGUUGAGAGCCAGGUUGAGGUUCUGGACUCGCGGCCGAUCGAGACGGGACGCAUGUCAGAUGACGGGGUUCCAGUGGCAGGCACUACACUGGAGAUGAUUCUGCGCAAGGGCACCCCGAAUUUUGCCAAUCGACCGGAUAUUCAGCCCACCGGCAAGCAAGACUGCUUCUGCAUUCGGACGAGCAGUGAAUUCACUCAUAGUGAAGCUCGUGCCGGUGACUUUGUCAUUGGCAUUUCCCUCUUCAAAAAGCUGUCGCGCUAUUUCGGCCCAUUCGCGACAUUCCGUCCCGCGCCUGGGAUGGAGUACCAGAUUCAGCCGCUGAACCGAUACUACCUCGCAGUCGGCGAUUAUCCCGUUCGGUCACGUACGCUGGAGGGUUUGGAGAGGCGUAGCUGUCUCAUCGAUUUUGAUCAGCUGGAGUUGGAUGAUGUGCAGAUUCACCAUAAUGAGCAUGGUCGUCUGACAGUAAAGUCGGAUUUUAACGAGGAUUAA